GAGGUUGAUGUGACAUUCUGUGAUGGGUGUGUGUGCGCUCUGCGCAUGCGCGCUCAUCCUUCUCUCCCUCCUGACCUCCUCCCGGUUUUUGCGCUGCUGAACAACUUCUCCCGUGAAACCCGCUCAAAUAUAGCCAUACAGAUCCUGGCACACACAUGAGGCAUGGCAGCUCUCUUCGGGAAGAUCCAGAUCGGCAUUUAUGUGGAGAUCAAGCGCAGUGAUGGCCGAAUACACCAGGCCAUGGUGACGUCACUGAAUGAAGACAAUGAGAGUGUGACGGUGGAGUGGAUUGAAAACGGAGACACAAAAGGGAAAGAGAUCGACCUGGAAAGCAUAUUUGCACUAAAUCCAGAUGUUGCACCUGAAGAGGAAAUCCCACAAAGUCCUGAAACCCCUCCGCCACCCGUGUCGAGUGCCAUCAAAAUCAACAAGAUCCCCCAAAACAAGAAUCGCCGAACUGUAGCGCCACCAAAAAAUGAAACGCCUGCGAGGGAUAAUCGAGGUCCCCAUUAUUCAGUCUCUGUAGGUACGACUCGAGCGCGGCCGAGCCAACAGACCGAACCUCCUCCAGCAGCGCCUGCCCCGCCUCCACCGAUACAACACCAAACCCUACAGCAGCAGCAGAACGCUCGCAGGAAGUCCAACUGCGUGAAGGAAGUGGAGAAGCUUCAGGAGAAGCGGGAGCGGAGACGAUUGCAGCAGCAGGAGCUGAGAGAGAAAAGAGCGCAGGAAGUCGAUGCCACAACCCCUAAUUAUGAAAUUAUGUGCAUGAUCCGAGACUUCAGAGCGAGUUUGGACUACAGACCGCUGACCACUGCAGAUCUGAUUGAGGACCACAGGAUAUGCGUGUGUGUGCGGACACGUCCACUGAACAAGAAAGAGCUGACCGUGAAGGAUCUAGACGUCAUCACCAUCCCCAGUAAAGAUGUGGUCAUGGUCCACGAGCCCAAGCAGAAAGUGGAUUUAACCAGAUACCUGGAGAACCAGACGUUUCGCUUCGAUUACGCUUUCGACGACACCUCGACAAACGAAAUGGUUUACAGGUUUACUGCCCGGCCGCUGGUGGAGACCAUAUUUGAGAGGGGAAUGGCCACCUGUUUUGCUUACGGUCAGACGGGCAGCGGGAAAACUCAUACCAUGGGAGGAGAUUUUUCAGGGAAGAACCAGGACUGCUCUAAAGGGAUCUACGCACUCGCUGCACGGGAUGUUUUUCUUAUGUUAAAAAAACCAAACUACAAGAAGUUGGAUCUUCAGGUGUACGCGACGUUCUUUGAAAUCUACAGCGGGAAGGUGUUUGACCUUCUAAACAGGAAGGCGAAGCUGCGAGUUCUUGAAGACGGUAAGCAGCAGGUUCAGGUGGUCGGACUGCAGGAGCGAGAGGUCAAAUGCACCGAAGACGUGCUCAAACUCAUCGAGAUGGGCAACAGCUGCAGAACAUCUGGACAGACCUCGGCUAACGCUCACUCGUCCCGCAGUCACGCCGUGUUUCAGAUUAUUCUCCGCAGGAGGGGCAAAAUGCACGGCAAAUUCUCUCUCAUCGACCUGGCGGGAAACGAGCGAGGGGCCGAUACAUCGAGCGCCGACCGCCAGACACGCCUCGAGGGCGCCGAGAUCAACAAAAGUCUCCUGGCGCUGAAGGAAUGCAUCAGGGCUCUGGGUCGAAACAAACCACACACUCCGUUCAGAGCCAGUAAACUCACGCAGGUCUUAAGAGAUUCCUUCAUCGGAGAAAACUCUAGAACAUGUAUGAUCGCUACCAUCUCUCCUGGAAUGGCAUCAUGUGAAAACACAUUGAACACUCUGAGAUACGCCAACAGAGUGAAGGAGUUUGGGAUCAGCCCUUCCGACAUUCCCUUCUCCCAGGGGGGUGGCGGCCGCUCCGAACUCUCUCCUACCUAUGAGUACGAUGACUUUGCUACUUCACCCAGCAGGGUGAAGGAGCUGAGCAUCGACCCCAGUGCAGUGAUGGAGGGACGGUCCGCCGGACACUCGGUCAACCAGCUGGAGGUGUUGGAGGCUCAGUGGGGUGUGGGCAGCUCUCCUCAGAGAGACGAUCUCAAGCUGCUCUGUGAACAAAACGAAGAGGAAGUGUCCCCACAGCUCUUCACCUUCCAUGAGGUGGUGUCUCAGCUGGUGGAGAUGGAGGAGCAGGUUCUGGAGGACCACCGCGCCGUCUUUCAGGAGUCCAUACGCUGGCUCGAGGAUGAGAAGGUUCUUCUGGAGAUGACGGAGGAAGUGGAUUACGAUGUGGAAUCCUUCGCCACUCAGCUUGAACAGAUUCUGGAUCAGAAGAUUGACGUGUUAACAGAGCUCAGAGAUAAAGUGAAGUCUUUCCGCUCUGCUCUUCAAGAGGAGGAACAGGCCAGCAGGCAGAUAAACCCCAAACGUCCGCGAGCCCUGUAGCUCCAGCUCAUCACCAGCUCUCAUCUCUUCAAUGUAUGUACAUGUGUAACCUGUACGUGAUGUGACGGUUUUCUUUCAUCCGAGAAAAGCACAUUUUAACUGGAUAAAUCAUUUCAGUUCUUACUAAAAUGAAUGACCAUAGAGUUUAAGGCCAUGAGAGGGGGUGUGUGAGAUUCUGAGCUAAUGCAUGAACAAACCAGCUCUGCAUCAUCCGCAUCUGUGUGACGCCUGUAAAUAUUCCAUUGAGUCAUUAAUGUAUAUACAUGCUCAUACCUGCUACUUGCAUAUCAGUUUGCCAGUUAAUGAAAUACAAUUAUGCCGUCCCAAUGGAAAAGAGAGAAUACGGUCUAGAAAUUAGGGAUGCACCGAUAUAGAAAUGUUGACCGGUUAUUUUUAUGGCUGCUAACAAAUUUGAAUGUUUUUAAAUGAAAGCACACCGGCUGUCAGUUUGUAAUCGUUUGUAUUAAAAAUACAAUGUUGGAUGACAUGCUUCAUGUGAAAUUAGGCAUAUACAAGAGGGAAAGAUUGAAUACUGUACAGUAAAAUUGUAGGAACAAUACUGAUAAUUGUACAAAAAUAUAUUGGUCAUUGAUAUAUUGUGCAUCCCUAGUUACAGUAGAAGUUGCAUGACUGCAAUAUGGAUGAUCUCUAUUGAGACCUACAGGAACUGACUAAUUUAUUAACUUGUGUAGCAGUGAGAUGAUACAUGCUUCUUCUUUUUUUGAUCGCCAGUAAGGACCUUUACUGUAACAAAAAAACGAACACAGGCCUUAUUGAACCAACUUCACAAUAAACCUUUUCAGUGAAAGAAAUUUGUAGAUGAGCAACUAUACAUGUAUUAGCUAAUUCAGCUCAGAUCGACAGUCAAAAUAGGUUCAUGUGAUAUACUUUUCUGAUAUAAAGAGGGAUUUUGUUACUACAGUGUUUUGUUUACAUUUUAAGAAGUGAAAGUGGUCAUUAUAAAAUUCAGGCUGCUGUCUCAUUUUUAAAAAAAGAAAAAUGCUAUUAAGCAUCAGUGGUUUAUUUUUUUUUUAUUUUGUAAAUGUGCCCCGUCAGAGCUUUAAAUGAUUUUGCUCCCGUCUCAUUUUUAAAAGCCGUUUGUGUUGAGGGGAAGCUGGAUCUGUAUGGGACUCAGUGUUUCAAUGUAUUGCAUUGCUAAAAUAAAGAGCCAUCCGAUGA
Megalobrama amblycephala (Wuchang bream) is the source of this 3582-nucleotide messenger RNA. Its product is annotated as kinesin-like protein KIF2A. Gene Ontology annotation, biological process: microtubule-based movement. Gene Ontology annotation, molecular function: ATP binding; microtubule motor activity; microtubule binding. The record is from RefSeq and is a predicted model, not a curated record. The transcript is spliced from 21 exons. NCBI's taxonomy places the organism in Eukaryota, Metazoa, Chordata, Actinopteri, Cypriniformes, Xenocyprididae. The coding region runs from base 163 to 2403 and encodes 746 amino acids.